Molecule: messenger RNA, 1198 nt
Organism: Dendroctonus ponderosae (mountain pine beetle)
Lineage: Eukaryota; Metazoa; Arthropoda; Insecta; Coleoptera; Curculionidae
Product: BRISC and BRCA1-A complex member 2
Exons: 4
Coding region: 21-1130 (369 amino acids)
Biological process (GO): double-strand break repair
Cellular component (GO): BRISC complex; BRCA1-A complex
Source: RefSeq, a predicted model, not a curated record
AAGCAGUGAUUCGAAGAGUAAUGGGUUUCAUCACUAAUUCGGAAUAUGGGGAGCAUCUGAAGAAAAACUUAGAUGUAUUGGUAAACAAUGGAAAAAUAGGCCUGUCCAAGUUUGCACCAGAUGAUAUACAGUCGAUACCAAAUAAAUACCUGGAAGUAGUCAAAGGUUACAAAUUCUACCACUUUUGCAUUAAUGUCCCUUAUGCAGCCCGAGUUUUGAAUUGGGAGGUUAUCUUUGAUCCGGAGGACUAUUCGGAGCUCCCCGAUUUCGAAUUUAAUGAUAACACCUUCUUACCAGAGCCAGACAUUGAUUAUAUAGCAGAGAAUGUUCCAAGCUGGGAUGCUUGGGACUUGACCAACUCACAGUCAUUGCUAAAUAUUUUAAAUGAGUUUUUAGUUCUUUAUAAAAAAUCACAGAUUGAUAUCUUAGAAAAGCAGAACAAGUUUGUGAACUGGAAAGAACAAUAUGAGGAACUGUUAACUACGUUGAACUUAACUGCAGAUGACAUCGAAGUGCAUAUUGAAACGAAAAACGAACCUGACAACAGUGGGAAUUCUGAGUUGAUAAUUCAUGUGUUGAGUUUUCUCAUAGUACUACCGAUAAAUUUGAGUCCAUUGCCCCAAUAUGCUCAGGACGAAAUGGGCGUAAUAUCGGAGAAUCCUGGCGAUGAUUUCGUUCAAUUAAGCUUUUUAGUUAAAGGACGACAGACUAAAAUUUCCUUAUCUAUAAGUCCGAAAGCCGAAUUGCUGAUGGGAAAACUCAGAUUGCCGGUGUUUCGCAACGAGACAUUAGCCAAAUAUGCACUUACAGUUCAAGCACUAAUUGAAAGUGAAAUUAAAUCAAUUGCCCAUCAUAUCGUAGAAUGCGACACUACCAGGUUCAGCAAAAUUAAUUUCAUAUUUGAAGAACUAGAAGACUAUGAUUGUUUGGUUACAAUCCAACUGAAUGGGACAUUUCCACAUGAAGCGCCCAAAGUGAAGGUGCAUUCAUUGUAUUGUCAAGUGGGAUCAAGUUGUGUGCGAACGGUCUUGUGCCCAUAUGAUCCAAAGACAACUGCAGAAGAAAAUGUGGCGGUGCUUCGAGUUCGAUUGCUUCGAGAUGUUGAAAUGUUUAAAAAUCAUACACACUAACCGCAUCGAUCUGUUUUCAAUUAUUUUAGAGACUGUGUUUCAGUUCCAGUAAAUGUUAAUUGUAUAUA